AAUCAAAAAGAACUUUCGAAAUGCCUAACUCUGCGUGAUAUUCGCCGACAAGAUGUCUAGAUAACWGAGAGGAGGACGCCGAAUGGGCUAAAAGCUCGUCUACAAACUCAGCUGUUUUUUUUUUUUUUCACUCUCUGGAAAGAAAAUGGAGUCCAAAUCGGAGGAGGUCGCCACUGAACCUGUAAUUGUUGUUCUUGAUGUUGAGACAACAGGCUUGAAACCAGACGACAAAGUUGUGCAAAUUGCAUGCUUGAAGAUCGAUAAAAAUGGCGACAAGACGGCAUGGAUGAGGUUCGUCAAUCCAAACAUGGACAGCCAACGACARCAAGAAGCAUAUCGYAUCCACAASAUCUCUCCARAGUUCCUMAGCACMAAACCMACRUUCGAGGACGUCUMCRGCAGYUURYUAGSMUUUCUACAAGACGUGGAUGUGAUCGCGUGYCACAAUGCCUUGUUUGACUGGUCGAUGUUAAGUUAUGAGUUUAAACGAAUCGAUGCUUCCAAAGCUGAUGAUUUUGAAAAGAAAUUUCAAUGGCUGGACACCUGGCGCUUAGCAGUUUUGUUCAUGCCCAGUCUGUCCUCUCAUAGCAUGAAAGCGUUAAAAUCGUUUUUCAACAUUUAUCAUACAGAUKCAAGUAUAUCCAAUGCAGUUGACUGUGGAGGAGACUCAUGGAGACAGGGCGACCAUGAUGCAAUGUAUGACGUAUUCACAACAUWUGAAGUCUUGAAGCGAUGCAUGGGUACAAUGGACUUCAGUGAGCUGCUCAAGAAAUAUCCCAAAGCACUUCUAGAUACAAGUCUUUUCGUUGACAUCCAAAGGCUUAGAGAUGAGAACAAAACAACUGAUGAAGACCUCAGGCCCUUAGCAUUCAGAGCAAAGAAAUAUUACACAGCAGUACGUCCAAAGGGAGGAGUGCUUGGUGAUCUUUCUAAAGACUUCCUUAGAAGAAUGACAAGGUAUCAUAGAGAUGAUGACAGAACAGAUAGGAGGGUUGUACUGAUMUAUGAAGCCGCCCUCCUGGAUCCUGUCCCUGACCCAGAAAAAGAGUUGGCUCCACCCAAAGAGGCUCACAAUGAGAUAGAUGUAAGUCCUUGCAAAAACCAGUUGGARCGACAACAUKUAGAUGAUAGGGAUGUGGCAAAUCCAAAUCUACACAAAGUAUUAGCAAAUCAACAGUCCCCAAACAUUACAACAGUUCAUAAUAUACAGUCAGAAACAGCACACACUAAGGAAGAAAACAUUACCAGAGAAGUAAAAAAAGAAAUAUUCCCAGAGGAGACACUGACAAAAGAAGAAGAAAUCAUUUCAAAGACUAAUCCCAAUGAUUAUACUGAUAGUGGUAAUGAUAUUGUGAAUGUCAGAGAUUCUCAAGAAAUUGAUGGCAAAGAGAAAGGCAUUUUGGACAUUGAAGAGGAAUCUUCAUCAUCACCAAAGAAAAUAAAAGUUGAAUGAACAUUAUUUUUUAGAGCCACUGAAGAGAGCUCAUUUUUUUAGAAAACUAGUUCCAUGAAUGAUAAAAAGCUGUGAUGUGGCAGGUUYGGUGCUAGCAAUAUUUAUGAAACUUUUUAAACAUUUUAAAGCUAUGAGCUUUGAAUAUUCUUAAGACUGUUUAUUAUUUAUGAAAUAAUAAUGGCCACGCUCAUGCGAAAUAAAAAAAAAUUGAUCAAAAUGAUAGGUAGAUCUUGAAUAAAGUUUAUGUUUGACAUAUAAA
Molecule: messenger RNA, 1712 nt
Organism: Exaiptasia diaphana
Lineage: Eukaryota; Metazoa; Cnidaria; Anthozoa; Actiniaria; Aiptasiidae
Exons: 1
Coding region: 146-1453 (435 amino acids)
Molecular function (GO): 3'-5' exonuclease activity; nucleic acid binding
Source: RefSeq, a predicted model, not a curated record